Messenger RNA from Physcomitrium patens, 2281 nucleotides. NCBI's taxonomy places the organism in Eukaryota, Viridiplantae, Streptophyta, Bryopsida, Funariales, Funariaceae. The record is from RefSeq and is a predicted model, not a curated record.
CCCACCAGUCUGCACACACACUCACACAGAAUGAGUGCCAUUGACAAGACCUGCGCCGAUUGUCUCAUAAUCUGCUUGCCAAGUGUCCCAAUUGCUCACAAAGCAGCUCAAAUACCCAAUCUGGUGUCUUGUACGGUGCCACCAAGUCACUGUGCGCAGUUCCAUAUGAGCCUUGCUGUGACAAUUGACGCACAAUUCCCCAAAAGGAAGCGUCAAGUUUGGAGUUGGGUGAUCUGUGCGUGGUUACCGGAGCGCUACAAGGGGUUAGGACUCUCGCUGGAUGAGAAAGUACACUGCCAUAAGACAGAAGUUAGGAGCCAUUCGUUUGAAUUUGCGUGUGGUAUCACCUUGCAGCAAAUAUACACCAUGUACCACGGAGAAGAUGCUCGGUCCAACAACCCUUACUCCGACCAGGGCUUUGGACAUGGAGGGGGUAAUCUCCAUCCUCCCGGAUCUAAUGCUUACCACGGAUCGGGGUACGAACCUUCUCGAAGAAGACAGCUGCCUGGAGAAGCCGUGAGGUUGCACUGCAGAGCAGAUCCUAAUUUCUGCCUGGCAGCAAUUCCAGGUCAAGGACCGGUUAUGGUCCCCAACAACGAGAGCGACGCUUACCAGGUCUGGUACAAGGACGAAUCCAUGAGCAAUCGAGUGAAAGAUGAAUCUGGAGCCCAUGCGUUCUCCCUGAUCAACAAGGCUACAGGCGAGUGUUUGCGCCAUCCACCCGAGGACCUGCAGCAGUGUUUGUUGGUGGUGUAUGAGCCAAAUGCUCAGGACGAGUCCGUGUUGUGGACGAUGAGUGAGGACAUGGGGCAAGGUUAUCGCUGUAUCCGCGUGGUGACGUCGAUCACGAGGAACUUGGAUGUUCUGCGUGGCGACAAAAAGUCGGGUGGAAUGAAGAACGGAUCAUCUGUGAUCACGUUUGCGUGGAAGAACCAGGACAACCAAGUAUGGAAGAUGACUCCUGUUGGUCCUGGAAUCGGUGGCUCGGCAGCCCAGCCCUCAAUAUAUCCGUCCGCCCCUGGAACCGGGGUGGGGGUGAGUGCAGACUACGAGCCCCCUCGACGACGGCAGCUACCUGGACAUGCGGUGAGGCUGCAUUGCAGAGCAGAUCCUAACUUCAGCAUCGCCGUUAUCCCAGGCCAAGGAACGAUCAUGGUGCCGACUAAUGCCAGCGAUGCUCACCAGAUUUGGUACAGAGACGAGUCCAUGAGCAAUCGAGUGACAGACGAAUCAGGAGCCCAUGCCUUCGCCCUGAUCAACAAGGUUACAGGCGAAUGUUUGCGACAUCCACCUGAGGACCUGAAGCAGUGUUUGUUGGCGGAUUAUGAGCCGAAUGGUCUGGAUGAGUCGGUGUUGUGGACGAUGAGCGAGGACAUGGGGCAAGGGUAUCGCUGCAUCCGCGUGGUGACGUCGAUCACAAGGAACUUGGACGUUCUUCGUGGCGAUAAGAAGUCGGGCGGCGUGAAGACGGGAUCGCCUUUGAUCACGUUUGCUUGGAAGAACCAAGACAACCAAGUGUGGAAGAUGACUCCUGCUUGAAUAAAUAGAGUUGGUGAAGAGGAUCGGAGAUAUGGAUGUGGGGAGGAUGUGAUGCGAGAUAUGGUGCAGGCUCUUGAGCAACUUUGAAUCGCAGCGAAUGGGACGAUGAGUCGUUUGAAUAAGGAAGCUGUAAUGGUUGCGGUUGGUUCUAAAUAUACUAAAGGUGGAAGUUGGGCACUGAUGAGAGGUAGCAGGUGUUGAAGCAGUGUUGUGUAUCAGCUAUAGCUGAGGUUACACUGUGAUGGAUGUAGUGUUAGUAUCAUUUUGUUGUGCACAGCAACAUAGUUCUUGUUAGAUACGUUGAGGGUGAUGGUAUGGCACAUUUUGGCACAGAUUGUCGUCGGAUGUAGGUCAUGCGAUUGCGGACAUGUGAUGGAGUGAUAUCCAGCCUUUUGGAUAAGCUGUGUGUCCGUGGAACUGUUUUGCUUUAUGCAUCAGGAGCAGCGUUGUCUCAGGCAAACAUAACUCAGUAUCUGUAUGAUAGAUCUGGUGGGGAGUUUUACGACAAACUGUUAGUAUGUAAUCACGGAAAAUAAUGUGGCUAUGUGUCAGUUGAUAGAUAUCACAUCGAAUUUGUGCAGCGUGUGCAGCUUGUACAAACUACAUUUGUACUUGUGGGGUAGUUCAUCACUGUAGCAAGUUUUGUGGGAGCGAUUUGUAACUUUCAUCGGAGCUGGUAAUUUUAAAGAUUUCUGGAUGAGUUUUGGAGGUACUUAUAUUAAAGGUACUUAUAUCAACAUAA